Acaulospora morrowiae is the source of this 258-nucleotide messenger RNA. Lineage: Eukaryota; Fungi; Glomeromycota; Glomeromycetes; Diversisporales; Acaulosporaceae. The record is from the annotation of a GenBank genome assembly.
AUGAUUAAAGAUAAUCGUCAAAUAAGUGGCGUGAGCACAGGUGAACUUCGAGCUUACCUGAUGUAUAGGUCUUCGAGUCUUUCUAAACUGGCCUCACAGGACACACAAUCUUCGAGUCAAUCUGGUGCGAUGGAUAAGAUGAUUGUACUUUUACACUGGACUGAUGGGACAAACAUACUUGAUCAUUCGAAGUCGACCAAUCAUCAAUUAAUUUACUUGUCAACGGCAAUGCUGGGGAUGUCAAUAUUGGAAUUAUAG